AUGUCUCGUCGUCUCGAAGGCAAAGUCGCCAUCGUCACCGGUGCAGCCUCAGGGUUCGGCCGCGGCAUCGCUACCAAAUUCAUCCACGAGGGCGCCAAGGUCAUCGUGGCCGACCUGUCGGUAGAGAGCGGGGAGGCCGUCGCCAGCGAGCUCGGCACCUCAGCAGUCUUCCAGCGAGGCGAUGUGACCCAAAGGGAGGACUGGCAGUCGCUGCUCCAAGUCGCCAUGGAGAAGUUCGGCGGCCUGGACAUUGUCGUUAACAACGCCGGGGCAACGUAUCCCAACAAGCCGACCGAGUCGGUGACGGAAAAGGAUUUUGAUCUUUGUUUCAACGUCAACGUCAAGGCCAUCUGGCUGUCUACGAAUGUGGUGCUGCCUUACUUCCUUGAGAAUGGCAGGCCUGGGUGUUUUAUCAAUAUGGCUUCUACGGCUGGCAUACGGCCUCGACCUGGGCUCGCUUGGUAUAAUGCAUCCAAGGCGGCUGUUAUCAACGCGACCAAGUCAAUGGCCGUCGAGUAUGGGCCCAAGCAGAUCCGGUUCAACUCGGUGUCUCCGGUCUUUGGAAGUGGCACUGGAAUGUCCCAUAUGUUUCUAGGCAAGCCGGACACAGAGGAAAACAGAGCUGGGUUCAUCGCCACUGUUCCCCUCGGCCGCGGGUCGACGCCGGCUGACGUGGCCAACGGGUGCUGUUACCUUGCGAGCGACGAGGCUGCAUUUAUCACAGGUGUGAACCUCGAGGUCGAUGGUGGUCGCUGUAUCUAA
This is a messenger RNA of Cryphonectria parasitica EP155, 762 nucleotides long. RefSeq names its product oxidoreductase. Bases 1 to 762 code for a protein of 253 amino acids. The record is from RefSeq and is a predicted model, not a curated record. The transcript is spliced from 4 exons. NCBI's taxonomy places the organism in Eukaryota, Fungi, Ascomycota, Sordariomycetes, Diaporthales, Cryphonectriaceae.